This is a messenger RNA of Neospora caninum, 30477 nucleotides long. RefSeq lists its product as hypothetical. Gene Ontology annotation, biological process: protein retention in Golgi apparatus; protein targeting to vacuole. The record is from RefSeq and is a predicted model, not a curated record. The transcript is spliced from 12 exons. Bases 1 to 30477 code for a protein of 10158 amino acids. Lineage: Eukaryota; Apicomplexa; Conoidasida; Eucoccidiorida; Sarcocystidae. Gene Ontology annotation, cellular component: extrinsic component of membrane.
AUGUUGACUAACAUUCUCGACCAACUCAUCAAGACCUACGGCCACGAAUUCCUGGGCGACUGGGACCCGAUCAACAACUUCCGCAUCGACUCCCUCGCAGAACCCGAGGUUCAUUUGACGAACAUUCCCUUCCCGCAGCAGCUCUUUGACCUGGCAGAGAUUCCCUUUGCCGUUGACUACUCAAACAUUGCAAAGGUCCGGGCGAAGUUCUCUUGGCAAACGUUCUUCGGCUCGCCGUCCUCCAACCCCUUCACAAUCGAGGCGGAAGACCUCGAGAUCAGACUAAGGCUGCUGUACCCCAGUGAGUGGGACGCGGAGCACUGGCUGGCGAAGGUUCUCAAGGCCAAGCGAAAGCGCGUCGACCUGUGGCAGAAGUUCGCCUCGCUCUUUAGCAUUUCUGUCCCGGACAAAAAGUCGCUCACGCAGACGAUUGAGCCGCGAAUUGUGAACGCGCUGAAGAUUCGCGUGAAGAACAUCCACGUGCAUCUGGUCGACGACAAUCUCCACCAAACGCCGUUUGGCUUCGAAUUCAAAAUCGAUGAGUUCCUCAUUGACUCGCCCCACCGGGGCGACUUGCGCCUCUCUGAAGUCGAGAGCGCAGGCACGGAGAACUGUCUGCUGAUGGGUUUGUGGAUGCGGUUCGUGGGACUUCAUUUGUGGUUUCGUGAGUUUCCUCGGCCGCAGCUCCGAUGGCGGUCGGGCCCCUCGGCGUUUGUGAAGAAGGCGCGGGAACUGCGGCGUCGCCUGAGGAAGAACCGCGGGGACGUGGAAGCCCGCCGGGAGUUGAAUCUGCUCCUGAGUCGCCACGGAGAAGAUGGCGACGAGGAGACCGGGACACAGUUGUCGUCUGCGGAGCAGGAGAGCGGGGGGGCCGGCUCUGGCUGCGAUCCCGCGCCCUCGUCGCCGUCGAAAAAGUCGGCGCGUGAGGCCUCCACGCGAUCUAUUGAACUCGCAGACGGCGAAAAAGAGGCGCUACGAGAGGAAGGCGAGGCGGCUCGGAUCGAAGCCGUCGGCGGGAACAGCGGGGCGGACAGCGACCCGGGGCCGGUGACCGACAGGCGCGCCGUCCGGAGCAAAACGACCUUUCGUCGCAGACCUCAGACCGUCACGUUUUCAACCGACGAGAGUGAAAGUCUCAGAGCAUCAGAGCGGGAGAACCAGGCUCGGCGCGCCUUCUCCCGGCUCGACACGGCCAUAGGUCAGCGCGCUGGGAAGGGGCCGGACGCCGGCACGGAGACGUUGGUGCGAGACGCAUCGCAGAUGUCGCGCCGCUUUCGGGGCCAGGAGACUGAUUCGGACGAGAAGCAAGACGCAGCAAAGGGGGGCGAUCAGAAAGUGAAGAAAAGCCGCGCCAUGACUGCGGAGAUGCGGUCGGUCGAGCGGCUGACGGAGCAGCUGAGCCGGGAAAUCAUGGACACUCUCCCGAUUCAAGACGAAGACAUUGCCCGGGAGCUGGCCGCGAAGGCGAUCAAGAAGGGUCUCGUGUCUCCCUCGAUCAGCAUGGCGAGCGCGAGUUCAGUUUCCCCCCUCGACGCCACGGAGAGUGGGCGCCUCCCGGCGGACUCGGCCGGCCACGUGAAACCCGCGGAGACGGACGCGCAGAGAGGCGGCGCCGAGACGCGUUCGCGAAGGAGGCGGGCGUCGCGUUCGCCCUUGCCCAGGGACGAGGACGCAGACUGCCUCCAGGGUAUCCGGGCGGGGAAAGCGUUCAAAGUCGUCCCCAGUCAGAUCCGAGACGUGCUUCCUAGGAACUCGCACGCCUUCCGCGUGACGCCGGAGACCGGCAUGGAAAUGCACAUUUUGUUCAAGAAGUGGGAGUUGCGGGCCUUGGGAUCGUCGCUUCCCGUCCACCAAGAACCCUGGAAGACAGUGGAGCUGUCCUUCAUCGCCCACGACCCGUCCAAGUACCCGUCUCUGGGGAAUCCCGUUCGGCCGCCGCUGUGCGCGCCGCCGUCGGCUCGGCUUCCCUUCUUCAAUCUGCACGUCUCGCCGUCCGAGUCUGGGGACCAGGCCGACGGGGCGCGGUCCGCGUCAGCCCCGCCUCAGGGGGCUGGCGGCGCGGCGGGAGACAAGGAGACAGGCGGUGCGCCUCCCUCGACAGAUGUGCUGACACAGGGACCGCCGCCUCCGCUCUUUGAUGGCCGGCAGCACGCGCCGCUGCGUCUGUCCAUGACUUCUGCAGUUGUCGACGCAUUCUUCAAUUUUAUCAAACUCCUGGACUUGUGGUUCGUCUUCAUGAAGGGCGCCACGCGGCCCCUGAAGCGCGUGGCAUCGGAAAAGGAAUGCGAAACCUACGUGGACUUUUGGAAGAAGAAGCUCGUGGGGCAGACGAAGCCGGACGACGACGUGGAGAAGUACGUCGCCCAGUUCGAGUACUCUUCGCCCCUCUUUUUGAUUCUCCGUCUGCGUCAGCUGGCGGAAGACAGUUUGUCCUGGAAAGACGGGGUAUCGGCGGCGCUUCUGCGGAAACAAGUCUUCCGAGCUGUGACCCUGGGCACCCCACAGAACCCGUUCUCGUGCACAGGCUGCCGCCCGUAUCUGUGCCGAGAAGAGGAGACCACAGAGGCGGCCGCGGAUCCUGGGUACGCCAAACGCGACGCGUCAGGUGCCGCCCGGGGCGACGAAUUCACCGAGGGCCUCGCUCUCGAGGCCGAGGGGAAAGAAGGCGGAUUCGGUGGAAAGCGCUGGUUUUUCUCCGACUCGGAACUCCAGGUUCUCGUCCCCAACGUCUGGCUAGAAUUGCUGCCGGCCAUCAAGGGCGGCAUGCACAUCGACUUCCCUCUGAGCAUCGCCCGCUCCCGUCGCCGCAAAUCCCGGGAGACGAGCUUUCAUGCCACUGAAGGUGACAGAGACGAAGACGCUCGCAACGCGAGUGGCCGCUGCCGGAGAAGCAGCGACGGUCCCACGCGCGGAGCUCCGAGGCGCCGCGUGCCCGGCAUGCGUAGGCCUUGGAAGGAGCGAAACGGAGAGAAUUUGAACGACGGGGGGGGAUCUCCGCCCUUGCGACCGCACAGCGGACACGGCGCCCCCGGACUUCCGAGACGCGCAUGCAGGAGCCUGGAUUCGAGGAAAGCUGCCGCGGCGGCAGGGGCGUACGAUCCGCUGCGGUCGUUUCCGUCCUUCGAGAGCGGGAGCACGCCGACUGCGACCUCGGGUUCGCCGAGAGACUGCGGAAGAGGCGAACCGGGAGAGCUGGACCGGCACGGAGACGGCCGCCGCUCCUUUCGGCGGAGAAGGGAAGACUCGCGCAUCAUUCGCGGCCACACGCCAGGAGAGCGUGCGGGAGGGCGUAGGAGCACAGCCAGUCUGGACGGCGAUCCCGCUCAGGCUCGGGGGGAACUCGCCGCCAGAGGGGCGAUUUUCGACCCGCUCCCCCCCACGACGCUCUGUUUCGUGGUCAGUUGCGACUUCCGGUUCCACCAAAAGAAGAAGUCCGACUUCGUGCGAAGCAACGACAUCUUCAUCGACCUUGUCCAUGUCCAAAAAGGCAUGGUUGGGCUCCAGCUGAAACGCUUCGACCGACUCUGUUAUGUCCGGACGAUGCGGGCUGAGGACGUUCAGACGCCUCUCCCGAGAUACUUGGUUGCUCCCGCCCCCCUCCCGUACGGCGGGUGGACGACGGUUCUGUACAUGCCGCGCUUCCCCGGUUCGCGAACGGGGUGGGGGGUCGGUCUCGCUCGAGCGCCUCCGCGGCCUUCCAGAGGGACUUCUGCGCACACAGACACCCGAGAGACGUCGGAAGAAGGGGAGUACCAGCUGAUCGGGCAUCAUGUGAUCCAGGGCGGUCACAACGUUCGUUUUGGCGCGGUGCCUGGGCUCGGCGGCGCGGCUGUGGCCGAUGCAGACGUUCUGCUGAGCGCCACGCCUCGUAACUCUGCCGUAGGCAAGCAGGGCGAUACGAGCCAGAACGCUGGCGAGGGCAGAGCGGGAAAGACCGGUGGGGCUGUUGGCGGCCCGACUGUGCACUUUGAUCCUCUUCUCCCCGUCAAGCGGCGAUCAGUUGUUUCGGCUCUGACUGCGUACAUAAACCAGAUGGGUUCUGACCGAAAGGCGUCAGACAAGACGCGUGGCUAUCUUCCAGCAGCCGCGCCUCUCGCAGGGCGCCAGGGGGCUGCUCCCGAAGGCGCGACGGGGCGCUUUUCCGAUGCGGAAGCGAGGUCUGCAGAAGGCGACGACGUCGUGGGGCCGAUCGGAUCGGAUAGGCGGAAGAGCAUUCGGAUCUAUCUCGCCGACAAACUGAUGUGGGACGAAGACCAAGAGAGAACCCGAAGCAAGAAGAAGACCGUGAUCACUCUGCCUGAAGUCACGGUUGUCGCGAGCGAGUUACUUAGUCUGGCCGACGUCUUGCCGACCACCUUCGUCACACUCGACCUCUUCCUGCGCGAGGAUCCGCUCGCGCCCCAGUCGACCCUCGAUGCCCUUGCAUGCGCAGUGAACUACUGUCCCCGCACCGACAACGUGAUCUCGAUCCAGAUGUCGGAGGCGACGCUAGUCUACCGACAGUCGCUGCUCGACUACGGCCGACUCAACACCUUUCUGCAGUACGAACGCCGUCUCUGGGAUGCGUCGGCGAAGCGUCGAUCGCUGGGAACCUCGCUGGCUCCAAAACCGACCCGAAAGUCAGCUGUCGAGCGGCAACUCUCGCGGGUCCUCAGCCGCGGCUUCAGUGGCGGUCAGCUCGGCCACGUCCGCAGGUUCCGCGCCGCAGACUUCCACGGCGUGAGUGACGAUCCCGUGAUAUCUGUGAGCCGUCGCAAGCUGAAGACCAUUGUACGGGACCAUUCCUUUAUCGCGACCCGGCACCUGGUGUUUGCCGAAGACCGGAAGAGCCACAGGGGCUGUUCUCGCGGACAGGGAAGUGUUUUCGACAUCCAAGGACCCGGCAGACCACUUCACGACUUGCUGCGACAUUACUCUCCUGGUCCACGGGACGGCGACACAGGCAUCCCCGGCCCAGAUCGCUACACUCCGUUCUGGGGAGAAGGCGGCGAAGCCGUGCACCUGGAAGGAAGUUCCGCGGCGGAAGCGCCGUCUGGGUUCGCGUUCUAUGACUUGGGCGGAGCGGGCGUUCCGAGUCUGGGCCACCCUCGAGGCCUAGGCGAGGGGUUGGGAUUCCGUGGCCUUCGCGCCUGGCCAGACGGCGCAGAGCUUGGGGGCGAAGGGCGCAGGCUGGCGGCGGGCGGUCCGGCGGCGGGGCUUCUCCAUGACGCGCCGUCGGCCGGCGACGAUGAAGGCGACGACAGCGGCUCGGGAUGGGGAGACCGGGAGGCUGCGGAGAGGCGGAAGUCCUUCAUCGAGGACGAAGACGACGGCAACAUGUGGGAGGACACCAGCGACCUGUACUCGUCGGACGCCAUGGGGCUGUUUGGUCCGUCUAGCUCAAGUGAAGACAGCGAGGAGGCACCGGAUCAGGAAGUCGAGGAAAUGAUUCUUGAAGCCGAGCGGGAGCCUGUCGAGUCGAGUGGAUUUGAGCCCGUCACCGAGGGUGUCCAAGUGGUUGUCGAGCGCGCGAAAAUCGUGAUCAGGGAGGAGAAACCCUGUGGCGAACAAACUGUCGAUGUCGAUGUCGGUGCCUUGACAGCCAGAGCCCUGCUCACGCCGUGCUUCCAGGCUGACCCGUCGCAGUCCGUGUCGCAGCUGUGCAAAAUCGAGAAAACGCGGAUUCGCGUGCGGCCAAACCGCGUGAGUGUCUCUGUUCGGGGUGUACAUACAGGUGUGUGCACGCCUCUGUGGUCACUUGGGGCGACGUGGCAAUACUUGCUUCCUCACAGCUAUCCAUUCACCACUGCAAUGCAAAAUCCGAAGGCUUUGCUGCAGAAAUUAAAGCAGAUGGGCCAGAUGCGGGACAUCGACAAGCACGCCCAGCUGACGAUUGACAAGCUCGAGGACGAGCAGUACCAACUGAUGCUGAAGGACCAGGAGGAGCGGCGCGACUCGGCGCCGACCAAGCACGUGGAGGAGACGAAGAAAAGACGAGAGAAGGCGGGAGCGACGAAGAUAGAGGGAACUGGGGAGAACCCGGUUUUGCCCGGAACACAACCUGGAACCGCGACGGAAACUCUGAGACAGGGAGACGCGGAGACUUCCACAGGUAGUCCCCGGGGCGCCGGCGCGUCGAGUCUCGAAUGCGGGGGCAGAAAAAACGGCGCAGUGAAGGAGAAACGCGCCGGUGGGACUCUUUUGCAGCGAGCACGGCCUCCUCCUCUGGACCCUCCCGAAAGCGGAGUGUACGCCGAAGCCCUCGAGCCGCGAUUCAGUUGGCUCUUCGGUACCGGGGACGAGGACGAGGAAGGCGCCGAGUGGUCAGAGAAAAAGACAUCGACUUGGGGCAACGGUAGCCAUGCGUCUGAGGAUUCCGGCCCGCGUGUUUUAGGAAUGUACCUCUGUGGCGCCGGAGCGGGCGCGUGUAAGGCAGGAGGCGAGACAUUCCCGGAGGACGGCCCUUCGGAAGACACGAAGACACCAAAGCACACGUCGAGUGCACUCGGUGUCUCAGGUGGGUCGACUCCCGCUCCCGCGGGCGCCGAACGCGACGCUGGAAGAAGCGGAAAGAGUCGAGAUCUUGAGGGUGUCUCUGAGGCGGCAAAGGGCCGUGAUGUCGAGCGAGGCCAAGCGGUGAAGGGGGCCCUGCGAAUCGUGGGCGGCGCUCGAGCCUCCGGAGACGCCCGGGGAGCCGACUCCGACGAUGCGGCGUUUCAGUGCUUGAGUGAAAAGCAGGUUCGGACGGUGGCUGCAGCACGCGUGGCGGCGCUUCUCGCUGCCGAUAAGGCGGCAGCGGCGAACAUGGCGAAACGCGUCGUGAUUUCGUGCGAGGUCGUCAGCGUCGGCUUAUAUACGGGGACUCAGGUCCUUGCGGUGGCUUUGACCACCAACGACGUCCGAGUGCGCCUAGAUCUCCACGGAGAACGCAAGGCGGUGAGGGCGGAAGUCGGGGAGGUUUUCAUGCAGCAUGUGAAUCCGGUAGCUCCACCGGCGACCUCGUCAGGCUGUGAAUCGCAGCAGCCACUCGGCCCCAGUGCCGGCUCAGCUGUCUCCCCUCGCCAGAGCCUGCGGCGCGUCAGUAGGGUGAGGAGUGGCAACGAUGCAUCUCCAGAUUCCCGCCGAGACCCGGGAAUGCUGUACCUGACCGGCGGGGCGCCGUUGUUCGCAGACGGCUGUUCUUCUGGGCUCGGUUACUCGAGUAUCGUUCUCUGCAGGUAUGUCGCUCCCUUGGGCGUUGGCAGCAGCGAAGUGCGACACACACUUGGUCUCGCGCAGCACGGACCGCCGGAUGCAGACGAGGGCCACAGCCUCCCUGCGGGCGACGUCGGAGAGCCCGUCGCUGGACGAGACGACUUUUCCGGGCAUCCAACUGGGAGAGUCAGGGCAAGCGGACGAGGCGGGGGGAUCGGCGGCGCCCGGCCAGCGGGGCACGCGGGGGGGAGCGAGCUGGCGAGCGGCUGGUCUGGAUGCCCUGACGGGCAGACGUGGGGGCCCAAAAACACGGGGAAGGUCGCUGGGCCUCCGGGGCGGAGCUCGAGCCGCUUCCGGACGCUCACGAGCGACAGUGCAAACGAGCUGCGGGCUCGAGCGUUGCGGCGACCUGAGGCAGGAAGCAGCGAAUUCCGGACCCAGUCGGCUCCUGCCUGCCGACGUUCAGGAGAGAAAGGCUCUGGAGCCGGCCGAGAGAGAGCAGGCGAGCAGGACGGCCCCUCGAACCACGAGUUGAUUGACGAUGAGGGGGAAAAUGACGAGGACUUGGACCUCGACGACGAGGAGAUCGGACGCCAGCCUGCGAGACUGCGAAGCGCCAACUCGGUAGCUACGGAUUGGAAUUUCAGCGGCACGAGUGGCUUGCUGGUCGGCAGCUUGCCGUCUGGCCAAGAGGCAGGAACCGAACGGAGACGGGCGAACGUGCACGAGGUGCUGGCGCUGGAGGGAGGCGCCCGAGCGGCUUCAGGAUCGGACAGCCGAGACAGCAGCGGGUUCGAGGCCCGCGGCCUGAGUGACGAUGAGACAACCUCGGUGUGCCCUGAGGGUGCGGCUUCGCCUGUGAGCCGCGCCGCGAGGUUGGUUUCCCGCCUAGACCAGAUUGCGAGGCGGAAGGGAAAGCGGGAGCCGUCGCCCGCGGGGAUCGAGGCGAAAGGAGGGGACGAUGGCGAGCACCUGGAUGGCGGCGAGGGGCGGUCGGACCACAGCCCGGGGGGGUUGCGGCGAUCUCUCCUCAGAGGCACGACGACCAGGUUUCAUGCCACCGCCAGAAGUCUGCUGACACGAGAGGACAGGGGCCCAACGGGGCGCCGCGGGGCCGAGACAGCGAAACAGUUGGCGGAGGCGAGUGCGGCGGCGAUGAAGCCAGUGAACACUUUGGUCAAGUCGGGGCGGCUGACGGGGAGACGCUCACGGCCCUCGGAUCGGCACCUCCGCAAAAACGAGUCCACCCGGCGAGGCGCGUGUACGCUGGAAGGGCGGACCGGGAAUCUGGACGAAUGGAAGGAGAUAGUGGACGAUGCAGACGAGUGCGUGGACGAAGACUACGAGAAGGAGUUCUGGGCAGACGACCGCCCCGAAGAGGCGGCGCCGACGAGAAUCUGCGGGUCAGGCGACCCUGAUACGCAAGUCAAGGCCUUCAUCUUUGGCAGCGAUACGUCGGGACGCGUUUCGGGCGCGGGGCCUCGUGAGGGACUUCUGGGACGUCGAGGUGGGCUGGCGAACCUCACCGCGUCGACUCCACCGCAGAUCGUGCUGUUCUUCUCCCUCAAUCCCGAAGCAAAUAGAGUCGAUGCGAACGGGAAGAUCCGCUCUCUCCACUUGUUUCCGACCGUUGCAUUCACGUGUUCCGUGACGGAGAUCGCGCUUCAAUCCGUCAAGUUUUUCAAAGAGGAAACACAGCGCUCCUCACUCCUCGUUGCGGCCGUCUCAGACGACCCCAUGAGCAGCGUGGUGGCUCGACGGCACGGCAUGUCUCUCCUGGCUCGUCGUGGGACGCCUUGGGAGGCCGAUUCAGGCUCGAAGGAUCGAGACGGUCACGAGCCUGGGAUUCGUGUGUCUCGCCGGCUAUCAGGGGCAGCAGGGCCGGAGCACGCCGGAUACCCGAUGCAGAAGUAUCCCGUAUCACCGCGGCGUGCCUUCGAUCCAGUGUACGUUCCUGGGGACGCAGACUGGCCGAGUGCAGUUUCCAGUCGCGUCGCCGCAGCCCCCAACUUCUUCCAGGGUGGCGCAGCUUCGGCGAUGGCUCGACCGGCACAAGGCGCGUCUUCGCAGCGCAAGUUCACGGCGCGCACUGGAGACAGUCGUGGAGCGGGCAGCAAGUCUGGAGGCGAGAGGACCAGCGACCUGGAGGACUCUGGAGAGUCGAAAAAGAAAGGUGUUUGUCGGAAGAUCUCAGUUAACUUCGUUCUCGAUGAUAUAUCCGUUAACGUGCUGACAGCGGAUUCGCAGGCUCCACUGAUGCCUGGAACCACGUCGGGGCUUGGCGACCCUGAGACUGUGGCCUUUUUCUCUGGAGCCGUAGAAACCGUGUUGGGCAUUGCACACAAAGUCGGAACAGAUCCACAAGUCGCGUCCUCCGGUCCGGCCGCACUGGGGCCUCACGAUGCUGUUUUCCCCCUGGGGAGAAACGCCAUCGAUGGAGCUUGUUUGAGUCGAGUCACUGGCGGCACGCCCGCGCACGCGGUUCCUGCCGUGGCCGGUGGGAUAUCUGGAUCCGGCGAGCCUGAAGGCGGUGUCUCUCCCAGGUGCUGUGGCUCUGCAGUUGUUCGCGGUUAUCCUCCCGCACAUCGCUUCCUCCCCUAUCCGCUGAUGUACACGGCGCAACGCUGCUGCGGCAUCCAGAAAGCCCCCCUGCCGGAAUGGGUUCCGCUGGCGCUGGAAGGGGCGUCUGGAGGACAGGCUGCGGCGAAGCCUGCGGGCGGUUCGGGGAAGGCCCCACCGGUAACAAAGAAGACCGGUUUGGUGCGGGGCUCGUCACACGCCUUGGGGCCGGCAGGAUCUCUUUCUGCGUUCCCGACCGCCAGUCCGGAUUCGAUUCUGGAUUCGACAGAUGAACACGAGUAUCUCCCGUUCGUCGCCUUCCGCCACGCGCACAAUCCAGCGAGUAUCCCGCAUAUGUGGCCCACAGAUGUGUUCAAUAGGACGGUGAUUGUGGACGCACCGACACUGGGUCUGAAGAUUGAAACCGUCGUCUCCGUCGAGGUGCAAACGAGAGCUGGAUUCGACGAGGAGGGCCGGAGCCCAGGAGCGUCGCGGAGACAGGGGAAAGACGCUGGAAGCCGAGAUUCGGCACCGGCAAACGCCCCAGGGAACUCUAGGCUCGCGACGGAGUCACCAGCUGGGCAGCACGACCGCGAGGGCGCCGCGAAGGCAACGGUGAUGGAGCAAACGAUUUCGGCUUGUAUCUGGCGGUUCCAGGUCUGCGCAGUUCGAAACUGCACGUGGACAAUGGCCGCCCUGGUUCUGUUCGACACCGAGUAUGCCGCAGUGCUUCGCCGAACCGUCGCUGGUGUGUCGGGAGGCCGGUCGCGGGAAGACGGUUCCGGCCACGCGGGCGGGGACGAUCAGCGCCAGUGGCAGGCGCAGAACCUGGAGGACGCGGUAGGCCGAGGCGUCCAAGGGACUGGUGACGGUUCGCGAGAGGCGGACGUGUACGGCGGCGCAGGUAAUGGACUUGCGCGCAGGCAUCGACGAGGCGACAAGGAUCAGGGUGCCGCAUAUCGUGGCUACGCAUGGCACAGCGGAAUCGACGACGGCGCCAAUCGGGCAUCCGACGAGGGCCGCGGGUCGACCGGAUUGUAUCCAGGGCAUGUUGGGUCGUUCGGGAGCUCCAGCAGAAGCCUGAGCAUCCAGGAUCACCAUGGGCUGGUGGCGCGGACUGCUGCAACUGCUUCUCCCGCUGACAGCGUAUUUGCAGGGAGUCUUCAGCAUCUUGCCGGCGAGGGCGGAUCGUCUGGUGGGGGCACGGGGGGGCGGUCGUCUUCAGCGGUCUCUUUGGUCGAAGGUAUGUACGGUUCAGAGGGCCAUCACGACGAGGACGAGCCGGGCGCGCCGCCUGGGGACAGAAGCCGGUAUCGACACGGUGCGGAGAGCGCAGAGGCGGUGACGCCUCUAGCGCCGUCCCCGCAUUCGGGCGCAAUCACGGAUUCAGAAGUAGGAACAGCGAUGAGCGGUCGAAACAAAGGGUCGUGGCUUUUUCGCCGCAAGACCGCGUGGAUGGCCAGUGCGGCAUCGACGAACGGCACAUGCAGUGCUGACGGGGCGGGUGCGGGGCAGCAGGGAACGGCGCUGCCAGAAGAAGAUGGGCGGCGGAAGCGCCAUAGCAUGCGCAUACGCACCUUCUCUUCGGGCGGCGUGAAGCGGAUUGUCGGCGGCAGGCCCCACGGGGGCAGUUCGCUGGCCGGAUCUCCCGCCGCGGCCGCCGAGCUGGGAGGCGAUGGCCAGCCAGGGAAAGUUGGAAGAAAAAGGGCCUUCAGUAUCCGACCGCGCUCGCGCACGUUGUUCGGGAGGAUCUCGGACUUCGAUUCGCACUGCCGCUCUUCCACAGCAGCGGGCUCUUCUCAUUUCGUCUCGAGUGCCACCGGUCCGACGUCUGCACCUGGCGACGGAACUUCGCCCCCGCCGAUGAACUUUAAGAGAUACAGUGGAGAGUCGAAGCCUGCUUGGCUUCCUGGACGCGGAGCAUUUCGUAAGGGAGUGAAAUUUUACGGUCGCGGCGGCAAGGGCAGAGUGACGAACGGCGAGCAGCAAGUGGUUGGCGGCCCCGCGGCUGCUGACAGAGCCGACGGCUGCGGUCUUCAGCUGCUUCCCGCCAGCAUGUCGCCUACCGCAGACGGCGCAGGCGGACCGCCGGGCGCUGGAAGCCCCGCAGGUGUUCUCGGGCCAUCCGGCGCGGCGCUCGGGGCUGGCAGAGGGCUAGGGGCGAUGGGGCCUCACGGUGGCGUACCGGGAUAUGGGGCUGUCGGCGUCGGCGGGCUUCGAGUCUCUGGCCUAGUCACAGAGGACAUUCCUGGAGUUGCGCGGCGCCGGACGCGAACUGGGCGAGGCCUCGGAGCCGGCCAAGAGGAUUUUGUCGGUCCCGCGAACGGGGAUCCGCCUGGAGGGUGGCAGGGCGGCGUGCAGCCCGUGUUUGACGGCAGGUACGGCGUCUCCUGGACUCAGAGUGGAAUGCGAGGCGGCUUUGGCGCGUACGGCGGACGUGACGGCGACUGGCGCAUGCCAGACAUUGCGGAAGCACCUGGCGAGCUCGAAGACGACACGGGGGUCUUUGCAGCAGACGAAGAGGUUGUGGCCUAUGUCCUUGAGUCGUUCUCGGUCACUGUGAAACGCCUGGCCGUCUGGAACGUCCUGUACGUCUCAGACGACUUCCCGUCGUUCGACAAGCCGCGCAAUUACCCAGUGAGCCCGGAGGCAGGCACGUCGCCACGAGCGUUUGAGGGACACCGAGAUGUCUCGGCGCGCCGCGAAUCCAGUGGCGGUGCAGGGACCGGCAGCCAGGCGGUGGCGGAGGCGAACCUGGGGCAGGGCAGUGACCGGUUGUCCCCGCAGGGCGCUGCCGACAGGCCGGGCGCGGCCCACCGGCUGACUGUCGGCGCAUGCGGGAGUCCUCGGAGCGCUGGAGCGAUCAGUGCAAAUGCGGGGUUCUCUCCAGAGUCACGAGGUCAACAGUGGGCAUCUGGUGCUCCUGCGGUGCCACGACUAGCUGUCCCACCUGUGCGAUCUCCAGAGCGGCCGGGCUUUGCGGCAGUCGGAAGCAGCUUCCGUCACGGCGAGGAGGCUGCGCCCCAGUCGUCAGCGCCAGCAGGCCUCUUCUUCGACAGCCGAGUCAGAAGAGCUCCAUUUCACCAGAGGUCCACGAACGUUCGCGGCCUCGGUUUCCACCCCUGGACAGGUUUCCACGCUCACCAUCUAAACGGCCCGUUGGUGUUGGGGGGAGCCGCAGACCUUCUACAGUAUGGUCACAUUGGGACGGGAGAACGCAGACUGAGUUCGAUACGGUCUCGGCACCACCCGUUGACCUUUUUAAGAGGGGGGUCUCACUCCCAUCCAGCGGCUCUCGCCAGCGCCGCGGCGGUUAGGGGAGCCCUCGCAGCCGCAGCCCAUCAAGGAGUCGGCGGGUUACAUCCCUCACUCCUUCAUUCGGGCGCACUAUUUAGGCGGCUGUCCGCGCAAGCUGUUGCUCUCCCUGGAGCGCACGCGACAGAUGGCGUCACCGCGCAUCUCCGCCACAGCUCUUAUCGCCACCGCAGAGAUGCGGUUGACGGGGUGACGGAGGACUCGGCGCAGCGGCCGGCAGGAGUGUCUUCCGGAACCGCGUGGGGAAGUCGUUCCGGAGGGGCGGGCGGCUCGUACAGUGGACCAACGGCAUCUGUGGGGGUCGGAUGGCCAGGUGUGGGGCAGGAGCCCCAGAGUGGAUGGGCGCUAGAGGACUCAGCCGCUUGUGUCUCUUCGCUGGACCUUCCACCAGAGUUGGUAGAAGCGAGUCUUCGCGUUCAGCAGUCGGCGGCGAAUCUCAUGGGAGCGAAUCUGCUGCUUCAGGAGCUCUGGUGCGACGACUUCGUUUCCAUGGCCCUCCCGAGUGUACCGUUCUUCGCCUACGCCGCUGCAGCUCAGCAUGUUACACCUGUGCUUUUCCCCGUCGUUGCGCGCACAACUUCCACCGGGGAGCAAACGUUCCUUCGGAAGCAGCGAGAUCAGGAACAGCAGGAACUGAAGAGGAAGCAAGACGAAUUGAGAGAGCAGACGCUCCUUUAUGAACAUGUGCUUCGCGCGCGGGCACAGGGUAAAAAGGGGGCGGGGGACAAGGGGCCGGGGGCCGGUUGGAGCCCAGGCGGCACACUGGAGAGCGUCGGUGGUGGGGUGGCCGAGGCGAAGCGGUCGAAUUUGGCGAGUGUGCGCUUCGACCCCGCCACCCAGUCCUACACCACGCGAGCGCGCUCGUCACGCGGGUCCGACAGUCGCCACGAAUCUUCUCAUUUUCCAGACGACAGAGACGCCGAGAAAGCGGACGGAGCUGCCGCUAGCCACAGACCGGAAGCUUCGGCGAACGUGGGCGGCCGUGCGUGUGCACAGGAUCCUCAUCUCAAGAUUCUGUUCCGUCUGAAAGACUGGGAGAAUGCAGAUGUCGGCAGUUAUGCCGACGCAGACGACAAGGGUGGCGACAAUGCGAUGAUGUGUAAGGUGUCUGUCCACCCCACGUUUUGCUCGGUGGACCCGUUCCUGGUGAAGACCGUGGUGCAGCUGGCGAGACCGGAAGGAGGGUUGGUUGGAGUCCUGCAGCGCUUCAAGACAGAGAUUGGGCGAAUCAUUCAAGAGCACAGCGAGACCGCUGCAGACGGGAGCGCGUUCUGCCUCGGCUCUGAAGUUGACGCGGGGAGAGACACGACGACCGGCAGCUGGGAGCGCGUCAGUGGAACCUCUGCUGGGCGUGUCCAUUUUGGACAGGAAACCGCGGAUUCUGUGAGCGGUAAAAAGCAUUCGGACCCGCCGGCGGAGAACGUGAAAACGGGGCCCGGCGCCGGGGAGUCGGAUACCGACAGAGAACGCGUGGCGCACGCGCCCGCCGUUGACCCACGAGGAGCCGGCCAGGCCCAGGAAGGCGCUGGGGCCGCGCGACUUGACGGGAAAGCCAAGGACGGGGCAGGGGGACCCAGCAGGGGAGCGAAGGCGGCGGCGGAGGCCGCCGCCGAUCGCGUCGACCACAAGCUGUGGGGCCACUCGUCCCAGACGUUUCGCGCGGCGGCGGGGUUUGCAUCCACCUUUCUCGAUCACUUGCCGAAAAGUGUUUUCCUUUCCGUUGGAAUUGACUCGCUCCAGGUCUCCUUCCCUGCGACAACGGCUGUACUUGCGGCGGCGAAGAUCCCCGCUUGGGUGCUCCCCUUCCCUACACGAUAUCUAGCUGUGCCUGCUCAUCGGAUCCCGUUGAGAGCCGCGCCGUACUAUCGGCUGGGAUGCUGCAGUGCUUUAUCGCACACUCCUACGGUCUGUGUAGACGUCAUUGCGACAUUGUCCUGUGAAUGCGCGGAAGACGCGGAACAGCGUGCAGCCAGCUCGCCGUAUGCGUAUUCUGCGCCCAUGCAAGGCGAUCUAGGGCCAGGCGUGCCUCGCAGCCCUGUGGUGGCCAAUCGUGGACAAGGGUUCUACGUCGAUCCUUCGCAGGCGUCGCCAGCGAUGUACCGAGCCAGAGGCGGUCCUGGGCCCGGAGGCUUCGCUCGUGGGCAUGUGGGGUCUCCCUACGCACCGGCUGGUUGGGAGCAGCUUCCUGCAGGAACUGUUUCGCCGGGUGGCUGGCAGCGGCUUGGCGUCGAUCCGAACCACGGCGUACCGGUUCGAGACGGCCAUCUCGCUCCCGCUGCCGGUGGAAUGCCUCCACAUCAUGGCUCUGCGCUGGGUCGCGGGGCACCAGGGGUGCAUCCUAAAAGCCUCUAUGGCUCUGCGCCACUGUACGGGGCCGCGGGAGCCCCUCGCGGUCUACCCGGUCCCCCGGUGUUCGACGAAGAGGGGGGCUGGCGGCUGCCCAGUCUGGAGGAGGCUGGGGUUCCACCGACCGGUCAUGAGGUGCGCGACAGAGUCGGUGGACAGAGUGUGGGCCGCGGGGCGCCCUCUGAGGCUGGGUCGGAUUCUCUGGGCUGGGCCGGCCCUCUGUCUCUUGGGCUCCCAGUCCUGCGGAUCCAGCUGCUGGAUCAGGCUCGAAUGCACGAUCCAUCGGGUCCGAGUAGCGCACAGGCUGUCGCUGCAGCCCGGACCGUCGUGGUGGCGACGUCAGACGCAGAAAAAGUACCCGGCGAUGGGCCCAGUCAGCCAGGGACGCAUGCGCAGUUCUUUCAAGAGUCGCGGGGCCGCCUGGGGCCUAGACAGAGAGAGGCCCCGGCGUCUGUGGGGGGGCAGUGGUCAGCCGAGCCGCGCGCGCGGCCUGGCGAGGAUUCUGUAGAGGGAAGAUCCGUCACCUCGAGCGCGUGGCGCGCCGCGAUCCUGGAUGUUCGGGUGGACAAGGUGGUGGUAACGUACACGCCGGCGGAAGGCGACCGCCUGACUGACAGUGGGGGGAUCGAGUGGGGAGUACCGGAAGCGGUGCAAGGAUGUCUAGAGCUGUCAGUUGGAAAUGUGACGAUCUUCACGCAAGACGGCUCACGUCUGUUACGCAACACCUCAUCUUUACGAAGGCUGUUCGCAAUCCCUUUGAGUUCGUCAACGCCUGGGGGAUUCGGUCAGGCCGCAGGAGGCACUGCAUCGUCCGCGCCGUGGUGGCCGCAAUACGGCGGCGCCGGCGGCCGGAUGGGCGUCCCACCGCCUGUCGCGAAAAAAGAGGCUAUGCGGUUCGGCCUUUCUUCCAUGCUCGCAGGCCGGAUAGAGGACAAGUUUCUCCAGCUGUCUGUGACGAGCUCGCGUUCCGUAGUCGAGGCCAAGGGCCGUGUAGCCAUGACGCGUGUGGAGGCGCAAAUCGACCAUUUGGUGGGUUGCGCAAGCUGGGUGGUCCUCCUCGUCGAUUUCUUGAAGCAGCAGCAGAAGGCAGAGGCAAAUUUGGCAGCUGAAGAGACACUCGAGCUCAUCACAACGGGGUCCUCCGAAGCGGGUGCAGCCGGAGAACGUGGGGACGCGAACGGCGCUGUGCAUCGCACUCGCAGCGGUCGUCUGAGCGACAGUGGUGAAUUCUACGGAAACCUCGAGGAGUUUGAACGAAGCUCGUUAGUCGACCGCUCGGCUGAAGGCCUUGAAGAGCCGUAUCUCAGCACUGCUGGUGACAGAGACACUCUGUUCAGUCGCCCUUUCGUGGGGACUACCGCGUUCGAAGGGUCUGAUGAUCCUUCCCAUAGCGAUGACAGCCAAGCAGACGCCGGUCUCACCAGUGGAUCGCAUUCGCGCCACCGGCACGAACAACAGCUGCAGCUUCUGCGGAUGAUGAAACAAGUUCGGGGACUCGGCCUCGUCAAGCUUAUGUUUCCAGCGUUUGAACUGCCGGUAGACUGUACCGCGCUGGGCGAUCUGACGCUACCCCCGCUCUUGCCUCCUCUCCUCCCUCAAGAGCCUCUCCAGUGCCUCGUGAAGGACGAUUGCGGCCACGAGGAGCCGGAUCCACUCGCCCAGUCUCCCACAUUUUCCGAUGAUCACCUCGAUCGAUGGGGACGUAGACUCCAAGUCGAGGAAGAGGACGCGGCGGGACUGCCCUCCAACGCAGUGAACUCCCUCCAAAGAAUGAGCACAAGUGGACUGUUAGAGUUCCACAACGGAAAGCUCAAGAAACUGAGGAGCCGUCUCGGAGGGCGCCCCAGCGCCACUGCAGCUUCUUCGGGGACUGCGUACAGCUGCGGUGGCCGGGGGGCAACGCUUCAGCGCAGACAAACGGUUCGACGCCUGCUGGGGCGUAUUUCGGGCUCCGACGACUUCCAGUCGCCUUCAUCCCAUGGGCUGUAUCAGGAAAGAAAGCCUUUCAAAGGUCAAGACCCUCCAGACGAUGGCCGUGACUACGGCUCGUUCCUCGGACGCUAUGAGACAGCCACGCCACUGCCGGGUGAUCCUGGUGUCUACAGUAGAUUGGUCGACGGCGCGGAGGAUGACGGCGAGGUCCGGUCCGAUGUGCUUACGGAUGCUUCAGCGAAGCGAGCGGCGGCAGGUCGACGAGUGGGGAAGGAUCGGCUUCGUAGGGUUGUCAGGAUUCGAGGACUCUUUGGCCGCAAAAAGAACAAGAAUUGCGUGGCAGGUGGACACCCUUUAGACUUCGAAGAGUAUUCGAUGGAGGAGGAACCUUUCGGAGAAGACGAUGAUCAAUCUGGCCGUUUACGGCUUGGCUCAGGGGGGCCCAACAGCAGCAUGCCCGGCGCACAGCGGUCGCCGUCUCUCUCGUUCCGCCGUAGCCGCUCGGGAUCUGUCCCGAAGAGUUUCUUCUUCCCGCGCGCGCAGCGUAACGCCCGACGAGACCACGCGUCGCCCGAAGGCGUCGCCAGCCCGCCACGCGCAACCGAUGCGACGCAUACAAUCUGUCCACCGGGAAUUCUUCGUCAAGACAACUUCAGGGUCCCCGAUCUGGGGUCCGGUGUGUGUCGACGCUUGCCCCGUCACGAGCGGUGGCGCCGGCAUCGCGACGACGGCGGGGUGCCGGCUGCAGAUCUCUCUUGGAGCGUUCGAGCGUCAAGUGGUUCUGCUGCAGGUUCCGUUCCUUCGUUCACGAAUGCCGCCACUGUUGCCGUCUUCAAGGGGAUUGGCGAGGCUGUCGCGUCUGCGAAGAAGCGAAGCAAGCUGUUUCUCACGGUCGGUGUCUCACAGAGAAGAAAAGUGGUGUCAGUCGACCUCGACGGCGUUGAAGCGUGGCUUGUCCUGCCGCCUUCUGACGCGAUGGCGCUCCGCAAUUCCGUAGGGACGGAAGCGCUGGGGGGAGGAGGAAGGUACGUUGGAGGGCCGCUCUGCACAGGCAAUGGAUCAGUGGGUGGUCUCGAAGCUGGCGCUGUCUUGGGUCGGACGCUGGUGACAGCCAGCACUGCCAAUAUCCGGGCAACAACGCCCAGCACGGCGACGCCGGGGACCGGAGAAGGGUCGUUGAAACCACGGAUCGAGAACGCGUGCGAGCGACACGCGGCCGCACUGGCGACCGGGGCCGACGCAAGCUCGACGGUUUCCGCGGAAUCCGUGUCGUUGUCAACAAACACGACCGUUGAGCCUUCGGGGAGCAGUAUGGUGAGCUGUACGAGCAGCGGUGGCAGCGACGAUGUUUCUUCAUCGGGCUCCGCUCUAUCAGACGACGACGUCCUCUUUUCUGGCACGUCCCAGUCGGUUUCCUCGACGGGUUCCAUGCUCCCCAGACUGCAAAUUCUCUCCACUGCCUACAAAGUCGCCGGAUUCCUCCUCGACGAAGAGCAACGGAAGAACAGCAAGAACCGCCAGACGAUCGCGGUUGGUGCUUUGGUCUGCUGCUCGCUGAGUGUGCAGCAGCACUGCGCGGAAGUCAGCUCGGCGGUCAGUGUGCGCAGCCUAAGUGUGAUGAUUGGGACGCCCACGCCGAGUGAAGCAUUCAUCGACUUUGUCUCUCCAGGCCUUUCCCGAUUCAUUCAUCUGCCCACAUACCAGGGACACGCCGAGUGGUUUGGGACCGCUGGUGCCAUGGCAGGGGCCGGGGGAUCCGUCUGCAACUAUUCCGGCGCGCCUCCGGGGUGGCCUGAUGGCUCGCCUGCCCCCAGCGGCGCGUCCCCGGGGCCUGGCAACGGCGCGUGGCCCAGCGAAACGGGGACCUUCAUGGGAACUCCUGGCAAGUUCCACGACGCGGGAUUUGGGGCGUUUGGGGCUAGCGGUGUCCCUGACCGAGGGAGCCUUGCAGGCCAAGGCGUUCAGAGUCAGGUGGGACCGGCCGCAGUGUCCGACGGCGUUGUGCAACCAGAGUACAUGAACGGAGUGUUCGAUGGGAUCGGCCAGGGAGUCGCGGGGACUGCGGCUGUCGCAUCUGAUCGCCUGGGCGGCGCACCCGACGUGGGAAAUGCGGCGUGGACGUCCGGAGCAAGGUUAUUUGUGGCGGGGAACCCAGGAGGUGCGACGAACCAGAAGCACGGGCGUCUAGGUUCGCGCCUGUAUCGCAACGCAGACGACGGAUGGCGCGUAACACUCCGGGGUCUCCCGGCUGUUCUCGAGGGGUUCAGCGGUGCUGUCUUGCUGCCCAAUGUGCACAUCCGCACGGACCAUCUCCUCUCGAUAUCACCGUCAUAUCUGGCGUUUUCGGGCGUUCCGGGCGCCACGGGCCGCGUUGACCUCGACAUAAAUGACCCUCAGGUCCACUUUUCGUUCGAAAUCUUCCAGGGUCUUGUCGAGAUGCACUCGCGGCUCGAACAAGAACUCGCGUCAGCAAAGAAAAGCAUCGCUUGCAGCUUUUCUCCUUCUGCUCAGACUUUAUCGGCGGUGGCGGCAGCCCAGCAAGCGGCCGCAGCAGCUCUCCAGGCUGCCACUGGAACACAGGGUGGGGGCGCACCCGUCUCUCCGCAGCGGUACUUUUCACGAGACUUCGGCGUGGUGAGUGCUGGCCCCGGGUUGCAGGAAACGCUCGGCUCUCAGCUUCAAGCUGGCGGCGACGCGGGCAGCAGUGCUAUCUCGGCGGUGGGAAGCAGUCGCAGCAGCGACAGCGGCGCCCUCGCGUGUGGGAAGGCAGGGAGCGCACACGCCGAACUCGUCCGAGCCCUCUAUCCGCAUACUUGCGGGAGAUUCAUUACCAACUACGUUGUCCGAUUGGGGGACAACAGCAUGGAAGGACAGCUUCUUGACCUGCUUGCUGCGUCCCUGAUCGGCUUUCCGUCGGUUGUGGGCGCGGGGCAGCAGGGGCGGCUAGGAGCCCUCUCGCGUGCGCCGACGAUCAAGACAGGGGGGCCGAAUGGCCACGCGGCGACUGUGGAAGAGCUUCAAAAGCCUGGAACCAAACUGGGGACGAGUCGCCGAACGAUGAUGGAUUCCGAAUCGUUUGAACGGGCGUCUUCAGAUAGUGACUCCGCGCACAGCGGCACGUCAGAAAGCAAGUCGCCGUCUGGAGUGCUUCGCGAGUGGGAUGAAGCCAACGACACGAGAAGAGGCUCUCUUGUGAACGGCGCGGGCCUCGCGUACCCGGGACCGGAUGGAGAUAUGACAGAUCUGGAUGGCGGCCAGGCUCCGGGAACGACUAGCCACCAGAAUUCGGUACACUUGCUAGGGGACGCGAAAAGCUCCAGCGUUAGUUCUGGGCCCCUCCCUGGGGCAAGUCAACACCGGGCUACGGUGGGAAGACCCGCCACGGCUGUGGGGUCGCCUGUGUCCGCAGGAGAUAGUCGGCCAACGACGGCUGGCACACCCGCGGGCGGAGUGCCGUCAGGGACGACCACUGUGGGGUUUCGUUUUGGCGCUCGAGUGUCUCUCGAGGAGAGCGCCUCGUCGCUUCGUGGCCAUGGAAGGGGGAUAGGCGGCAGAGAAGACAGUUGCCUUGACGAGGAAUCGGACGAUGAAGAAGCCGAGGACGUUCCGGUUGUCAAAAUCAUGGAAGCUGUCGGUGUGAGUCCAGUCUCUGUGCAGGCCGUGGGCGGGGGCGGUCCGACGCUGGCCAGUGCGGGCCAAGGUGUGCUGGCGCCGUCUGUGGGGCUAUCGACCGCCUUGGGAGAUACCAGCGGCUACUACAGCUGGAUCGGCUCCGCCGCUGAGGCAGAAAGAGUCCCAAUGGUUGGCGACGCUGAGGACGUGGGCACGUCCGUCCUGGGACAAGGAGCAGUCGAGUUCAGCGACCCGAUUCAUAAGGUGUUGGACUUCCUGUUGGCCUUGACCCAGUACAAGGUGGAAGGCGAGACGGAGCUGGAUGUCCACCUCAGUAUCCGAGAGUGCACUGUGGAGUUUCACGACUCUCACGGUUCUCUCAUGAAGGUCCGUAUCCUCGUCGUCAAAGGACAGGCCUACAUCCACCCGCCUGUCCGCGGGCCGAAUGCUUUGAAGCGGUUUGGAGCGAGGAUGGAAGUGAUGAUUACAGGAUACGACCCGAUGAGUAACUCUCAGGAGGAGAUUCUUCACCCCCUCACUGCUGCCGUCACCAUGAAGCGCGAGUACUCCGAUCCCCUUGUGUCCGACUGGUCCUGCCUCCACAUUCAAGCGUCUUUGGGAGGCGUCUCCUUCGACAUCAGCAGCGGUUUGCUUCAACUUGUCUCUUACAUCAUCAAUACCGCCAAAGAAAUCCUUGACCGCGAAGAGGGGUGGCUCGGUACCCACAACAGUCUCCGCGUCUACAACGACCUCCACACGGAGAUCCUGGUUAUGCACAAGCAGCGAACACGAGACAAGUCGAAGACCUGGCGCUUCCACAAACUCCUUCCGAACCAGUGGUUGGUGGCCCCGACGUCGCUGCUGUUCUUUUCCGUCCGGAAGUAUUUCCCGCGGGAAUCGUCUGGCGAGGAUGAAGACAACGAGAACGAAGGAGGCGUUUGGCGGAGCCCGUCGCUUCAUCUCAACGACGAGGAGGACGUGCGGGCCUUGAUUGACAGUCUCAUGGCUCUAGGCACGAGCCGGCAGAAGAACCAGUGGCUGAAGGCGCAGGAACGAAUCCUCCUGUUUGCAAGCACGCGCGCAACUCAACACCCUCUGGAGCUUCUCGCUGACGACAUGCCUCUCUUAUCUGGGGACGGAACGUCCCCGAGCGACCGAAGUGGACAGCGAACUGCAGCUGAACAACUUUUGCAGCUGAUGCGUCGCGAACCCGGGUGGUGCAAUCUGGGGCGCCUGCAUGCGGACUAUUCGAAUUGUCGGUGCUAUUGUCUCCACAAUGCGGGCUACAAAGUUCUCGUGGAGCCGUACGUGGACCGCGUGCGCGGCGUCUGGAGCCUGACAGUUGGAAGCUGUGUGCAGAUUCAAAACAGCUGCUCGAUGCCUCUUCGAAUCUACGAAGGCCGGCACCGGACCUACCUCCAAGGCGUCGCCAACAGUUGCUGUGGGCGGGCAGGGAGUUUGGAGUGGAAACGAACGGACCUGGGGAACUUUAUCGACAUCAUGCCGCAGGCAAGGCGCUCAGUGCCCCUCUCUUGGUUCGAGACAGGUCGUGUGCCGGGCUUUGCGCCGCUGGUCGAGCCUGACGCGUCUCACGAUGUCCUGUGGCGGAUGAAAGAAGAAGAAGACCGACCCCACGGGAUGCGAGCCUGGGCUGGCCAUGGCGACACGUCCUUGCCGCCCGUCCCCUUCUACGCUCUCCAUAAGCUGCUCAAUCAGAAGAACCCGGGGGACAACCGUCGCCUGGUGCUGCCGCCCUUCACGCUUCAGCCUCGAGGCAUUCUCAUGUUCCACGGCUCUGUGGAUGUAACGGACGUGCCUUCCCAACACACCAAUCGGAUUGCUCACAAGUACGUCGUGAAGAUUGAGCCGAUGCUCACCAUCAAGAAUACGCUUCCAUUCCACAUUUCGAUUCGUCUGUCGGUGCGGAACAGCCACCAAAAUCAUCGCGGGUCGCGAGGUCGGCGGCGAGAAACUCAAGGCUCGCUGGAGUCCGGCCUCGAAGGCAGCGGCAUGCGGGGCCUUCGCGGAGACUCCAAGUCGGACAUUGCGGGGCUCAGGCCGGUCGGAGGUCUCUUGGGGCUUCCGCGGCCUGGGAGGGGCGACGCGGGUGGCAACGCCCCAGGGACUCGAGAAAGCGUCAAAAGCGGCGUUAGCGCGGGAGACGCUCGCGGCUCAACUGGGCUCGGCCGGUCGCUGGGGGACCGAGCAGAAGCCGAGGGAGAUAUCAGCAGGACGGGCGACGGUCUCGAUAGCUGGAGCGAGGGCGGUCGAGGAGACAAGGGCCGUGCGGGCGGGGAAACCAGGAUGGCAAGUCACUUUAGGGGCGCUGGAGGCAAGAGCAGCCUGAUGAUUGACAGAAGACGGAAAGGCAAGCAAACGGACGCGAUGAAACUUCUCAGCAACAAAUGGGUAAAGGCCAAUAUCGCCCCUCACGAAGUUUGGGGGAUUCCCGUGAGUGAGCAGCGGCUCUAUAUGAAGGUGUCUGUCCAUGGCGCGCCGCUCGAGAUCUUUGAAACAAAGCCCUUACCGGCAGAGUUCAUCAGUGAGGUCCAGAAUUUCAUUUCCCCUCUGCGGUCAAAACACGCAGGCGGAGGCAGUUCGGGUGCCGAUGUCGACGGCGCUGCGUCACCACAACGAAAGCGCGGUGUGGGUCCGACGGAAAACUUUCUCCAUCAGCCUGCGCGGAAGAGAGGCUACUUUCACCAGGGACCUAGAAUGGUCUACGAGUCAUCACGGUUCUCUGUUUUCCUUCCCCAUCAGGAAACAGUCACCGUGUCGCGGAUCCUUUAUCACCGGCGAGGGAACCUACGGGCGCUGCUGCCUGAAUCGGCGCGGCGCCUGGCUCUUGCAGAUUUGGGAAUCAUCGCGGGACGGAAGCACCGAGGACGGGCUGCAGGCCUCGACAUGUAUGCGCAGAUGCAGGUUGCGGCAGACGUCAGUCGACGGCAAGUCACCAUCUUUAGUCCCUAUUUCUUCGAAAACCUAACCGACGCGACUCUCGCCAUCAACGGCCUGAUUGUGCCGAGCAAAUGCCGACUGUAUUCAACUGAGGAGGAUGCAAAAAACCUCAUUCUGAAGGUCUUCAAGGUCGAUCCGCUGAGCAACCAGAUUCUCCACACGCAUCUCAGCAAGCGCAUGGAUCUCACCGGCAUCUCCACUGCGCGGCCACCUCUUAGUCUCCGGUUUACGCCGGUGAAACGGAAUCGCGGCCUACGUUUUGGGUGGGGGAAGCGGCGCGCAGAAGCUGCUGGCGCCUCGGUUUCGUCCCUACCGGAUCCGCAAGUCUUGCGGGGAGGAGACAGGUUAUCCUCCGAGAGACUGAGGCCCCUGCUGGAAGACAUCGAUUCGAGUGAAAACAGAGACAACGGCGGCGACGGAGUACUAGGUGCCGUGCACUCGGUGUUCAACGAUCCGUGGCAUGAGCACGGAAGUCCGCAGGAACGCAGUCUGACUGAAGAUGCACAGUCCGACUGGACGUACACGGACAGCCUCGAUGAGAGGACUGAUAAGCAGGAAGAUAGCGACGACGAGGAAGCGUUCUCGCGUAGCGAUUCUCUCUUGGAUGGGAUCAGCGGGGAACCAGGCGAGAUGGCUGAGGGGAAGAAAGGUUCAGCUACGGGCGCGGCUCGGGUGCCUGGCGCAGCAAGAGGUCGAAGAGCCCGUGCGCUCCGGGACCGGCUCAUGCGGAGAGGCAAAGGCAGUUUUCCGCGUGGCAAACCCCAUCAUCCUGCAGCCGGUUUAGCCAUUCGCGUCAUCCCCAACUCACAGCCCCCCCACUGGUACGGCGACGCGCAGGCCCCUGACCCCCUGCGAGGGAACCGGAGUCCCGUCAGCUCGCGCGUACCGCCCCACUCGCUGUCGGCAGGGCGCCCCGGAAGCGGCGGUGAGAGCAGACGCGCAGACGAAACGGGCGACUUUGGAGGCCACGGAUCGAAGCGGAAGCUUCUUGUGUCUCACAUCCGCCGCAUGCGCCGGACAGAGGCUCUCCGGGGGUUGCAUGAGCAACAGGACCGCAUGCGUCAGCAAAAGGAGCGCCGAGUGCCCCGGGGAGAAAAGCUGCGGGGGCGUGCAACGGUCGCGCCUCCGUCCGAAAGGGACGACGCGCUGUCUGUGUGUGAGACGGUCCAGGCAGACUGGAGCGGUCCCGCAGGCGCCCCGUCGGCAGUCAGUGUGCCGGUAGGAACAGCACCGGAGAAGGCCGCGCCGGGCGCAGGGAAGAUGGCCCUCUGGAGCGGCAGCACCAGUAUUGUCAUGGGAUGCUGUACGCGGUACGCGGAGCUCCCGUACAACACGUCGAAGAUCGUUAGCUUCAUCAACCGAUAUGAAUUCGUAUCUCAACUCCCGUUCCCCGUUCUCGUGAGGGAUGUCCGUGUCAAGUCCGGCGUCCUCGGCGUCAUGAGCGCCCGGAUGAAGCAGCGGCUGUGCGAAAUGGUGCUUCUCCCUGGCCAGUCAAAAGCCUUCCAUUCGAUGGAGUCCAAGGUGACACUCACCCAUCCCGCUCGGACGUUAACGUCUCUUCCCUUCUCUCUGGUUCCGCCCCACGUCCCGUCCUCGUUCCAGGUUGAGCUCCUGCCUUCCGGUUCCGCGGGCGCGCAGGCAAAGGGAUCUUCGGGAAACAGUCAGCAGCGAUCCUUAAUCGUCCAAGUCAACAUUGUGUCCGGGCUCUUUGGCGAUGUCCCGGCGCUCCCCUACACGUACAACGGCCUUUUCCUGGUCCUGACCAUUCCAACGUGCCCGCAGUUUCAAAUCUGUAACCUCACGCGCUACUGCCUCGCCUAUCUUCCGGGGGAGACCACCCGCCAACACCGGCAGCAUAUCCAGGCAGAGCAGGCACAAGAAAUCAACGCGAAUGCGGCGGGAAACCUCGGCGACCAUGCGGGCUCGCAGCCGUCGUCAAUUCCCUUGAGUGGGGAGGGCGUGGCAGAGCCUGGCGCAGGCGUAGCCCAACAGCUCUACCCUCGCGGACUCGGUCAAUCGCACAUUGGCGUGCCCGGGCGAGACGGGAAACUAGCGGGCGGCGGUGUGGCUGGGGCUCGCGGCGCCAAAAAUCGUCCAGGGUAUGGAGCAAGUGGUUCCGAGAAGGCGCCCGCCGGCGGACUCAUGACGACGGCGCGGCUCGUUCCUCCGCACUCGGCUGUUCCCUACAUUCCUCCAGCUCAGAAGAAUAUCGAAAGCGUUCGGGUCCAUCUGCGCGUUGUCGAAGCUCAGCAUUGUGCUUGGUCCACCCACUGCCUCGCCAAUGUAGUUGACCACCUUCAGCCCAUUGAGUUUGUUCCGCGGCGGCAGGCCACGGCCAACGGUCUCGAACAGGGACAUUCCCACUCGGCGAGCGAAGAGUUCCGAGGCGUCAGCGGCGGCGUCCUGGCGGGAGCACAAGCCGGGGCCGGCGCCACGGCGGACGGUAACAUCCCUCUGGGCGUCAACCAGAUGCCGUCGUUCGCCGCCAGACAGCCAGGCCUGGUGCCGUACACACUUCUUACUUCUCCCGCGCAGCCGAUGCCUUCAGGAAGUCAACAACAGCUCAUGGCUCUCGCAGCUCUGCGAGCAGGCGCAGGAGGCGAACUGGGAGGCGCCGGUUCUGCAGGCAGUCUCCCGGUAGUCCUGUCGAGCCAGCGCCCUGGAACCUACCACAGCGGGAUCGGCGGGCUAGGGGCGCCAGCAAGCAGUGUGCACCUAACUCCGCCUCCUGCUUCGGCGACGACCUUGAGCAUCGUGACGACGAGUCACCUGUCGCCCAGAUCGCAGCUGCCGCGCUUCACGACGACCGGAGCGCCCCUGGCCGAAGGCGGGGGACCGGCUGGCUGGUCCUACUGGGGCGGACCAGCCUCGUCGAAUCUGGGGGCCGCCGCGCCUGACGGGACGUUGUAUCUCGCUUCUGCGCCAACCGGAUCCGCUCCUCAGCCCUCGUCCGGAAUGGCCACGCCGACUAUGAGCACUGCCGCAGGAGCUGCGCUCCAUGCAGAGUGGCUUCGAUCAGGCGUGACCGCACUGGGGGGCCCUGAGGGACCGGGCGACGCCAGCCUGCUGGGGGUGGCGGACCAUGGCGACGGGGUAGCGCACAUCGAACUGACGCCGAGAAGGAGAGUGAAGAUUUCCGAGCAGAGACCGGCCAACAACGCGGAGACCCCAGUCACAGCCGUCUCUUUUGUAUCCGCACCGGCUGCGCCGGCUCCCCAACACAGCACAUCUCAAGCAGCGCCGCUGCAGCGGAAGAAGUUGUGGACUUUCCUCAUAGUCUCCAACACAGGUUCUCGGCUGUUAAUGGUGUGCGAGUCCCGCCGUAUGGCGCACAAGGUCCGGGCGGGUUUAACGAGCUUUGGCGAACACCUUGGCUCUGCACAGGCGGCUGGCACAGCAAACAGUCGGAUCCCUUCCCAGAAGUACUUGACGACGAGCGCUGUCGCUCUGUUUCCUGGGGCAGAGCCUGUCGCAAGUGGCCUCGAUCAUUUGUACGGGUCGGCCGUUCUAAGCCCCUUCGACGAUGUGCGAAGCGGCCCGCUAAGGGGAAGACGGCCGGGAGGAUGCUGGGAAAACGGCACGAAUAGUCGCGAGAGUCUCUUUGGAACUCUUGAAGAGUGGAUGCGGAGCAUCCCUGGAGAAGUGUAUGGAGGGGAGGUAGGGAGCUCUCUUGUCAUUUCAGCAGACUCCGCCGAUAUGUGGUUUGGCCAUCCUGCCAAUCACGCCAGGGGCGCCGGCCUGUUGGAACUUCUGCUGAUGUCAAUGACCAAGGCCGAAGACGAAGAAAGUCUCGAGAGAAAUGCUCACGGAGAUGGGCUUCUGAGUCACAGCCACGGCGGUGACCGAAAGUCGUCAAAGAAGAGGAGACAGAAGAAACGGAAGCAAACGGACGUCGAUGGCGUCAACAGACCGCCUCCGUGGCUAGGUCUGAGCUACGAGUUCCAUCUCCCGAGGCUGACAACGACGUGGAUCCACCAGAAUGAAGUGGUUCUCGCGCUGCACAUGACGAACUUUUCAGUGGCGGGGUCGGUCAUGCCGAAAGACACCGAAGCAAUUUUCCGUGCAUACCCGGCGCUAAUCCACACAGCUGAACAGAAGAGAAAGCAAGUAGUGAUGGUGCCUAUGCGGGGCAUCAUGCACGUGACCGACCUGCCUGAAUUCGAGACUCGGCUGCGGCACCGGAAACAGAAGCGGCGUCGCCGCAGGAGGCGCAGACGCGAGCGUGAAGGACGCGGGAACGGCCGUGGCAUUGGGAGCGGCUUCGACGAAUCGGGAGACGAGUUGAGCGAGGGAGAUGAACACAGCGAAUCGUCUGGAAGUGAAGAAGAACUGUAUGGAGCCCGCUUGGCGAGUGGUGUGGGCGGCGGGGUGAAAGGCAAAGGGAAGAAAACCCGAGGAAGUCACUCAGCUCCUCCGGACUUCCGGACGCUUCUUUUCACCAACAGUACGGCCUCGAUCCUCCUGCAGAUUUCCAUGCUGCAUUUGGACCACUUCGUGAGAGGCGACAUUCCCGUCAUCUUGAAGAACACGCCGCCGAAGGAUUCCAGGCAAAAAGACGUGUUCCUCUGGUUCAACGUGCAGCGGUCUUUGGUGGAUCCCCGGCAAGCGCCCAUGUAUGACCUGAUCGAACUGAAGAUUAGUUCUCUCAGCGCCAACAUCGAGUUGCUGGUCAUCGAGCAGCUGAUCCAACUGGCGGAGAAGGAGAUGCAGAUGCUCGAGGUCUUCCAAACCACUCGACAGCAGGUAUGCCCCGCCCUUCAGACGGCGCUGAAGUGUCGGGAGGCGGUGAAGGCCAUCCUCGACCUACACGCAGUGGAGAAACACUGGAACCACCAGCGUCUAGCUCCAUCGCAGCCGCAACCAUUGGCGCACGCCCUGAACGUCGGUGUCAUCUCAGGGCCUUCCUACACGCUGAAUCACCCAGGCGGACCGUCCACGGUCUCGGCAGGGGGAUUGACGUCUGGGGCAGUCUUAUCCGCAAGUCCCCUUCUCGGGGCAGCUACCAUGUCUGCGCCGUCCCAGCAGAUGCUUCUUUCAGAACAGGGUCUACCGGGGCCAGGGGCAAUCUCGGCCUCGCAAGCAGGUAGCCAAGGAGCCGUUACGGGUGGGCCGUCAACCUUAGGCGGGGUCCAACAGCCUGAAUCGCUGGACCAAGUGCGGCGGCAGCUGCCUCUUCAGCUUCAGUAUUAUUGCGAGCCUCGUAUUCUCAUAUCGACGAAAUAUUCCCACGUCUUCGUCUAUCCAAACCCUCGAUGGGUUGAGCUCCAAGACGCAGCCCCGAUCUACCUGAAGCAUUUACGCAUCGGGCCCAUGGAUCUGACCGUGUCCAUUCGUACAAGUGAACAUCGCAUCUCUCGACAAGUUCUCCACAUUGUUGACGCACUGCCUCUGGAUACUCCGUACAUGAGUAUUCAGAUCGCAGGCGAGAAACGCCGGUUCAUCGUGUGCUCUUGGGACGAACUCUUCUAUUCUCUCCGCAACAGCUACAUGAGGCAGUUCAUCCGGCAGUCUCUCCCCUCUGCCUGGAUGUCGAACCCCUUUGCCUUCGCCAUGGGAUUCAUCCGUGGGUGCGGAGCGCUCGUCAGCCAGACGGUGAAGGGAGCGACGAGCGGCGGGAAUGUCUUCGAAGGGCUCGUCACUGGAUUCCGCAUUGGAUUCAUCCUCUUCAUCAUCUACACGAUGGGCGGAAUUAUGCAGUCGCUCAGCCACAUCUUGAACAUUCUCCACAAGCUGCUCGGAGGCAGCAGGCCCAGGCCGUAUGGCGUCUUGGAUGCAUUUUGGAAAGGCUUCAACGGCUUCCUUCUUGACACCUUUUGGCGGCCUUGGGUGGGAAUAGCAACUGAGCCCAUCGCCAGCGUCAACCGAGGCGACAGUUGCCCCAAGACGACAGCGCUUCUUUGCAUAUGUCUCCUGCGGUGUAUCUUCUCUCCGGUGUUUGGCAUUCUUAACUUCCUGACAUCCAUCACUGAGGGUUUCUCCAACACUCUUAUUGGAGACUUUGAGCAGUUCACGCGCGUCCAAGAGCGGGCGGAUCUCGGCAAGAAGCACAAACAGUCUCCGCAGCACAGUCGCUCGCCACAUACCGGUGGCGUGCUUGACGGCACUGGCGGCGCUGUGGGCUCGACGUCCUCGCCUGCAAGCACUCCCCCGGGGAGCCUUGGCGCAUCGCUUGCUUCCACGGCAGGGCGAAGCAGUUUGGGAUUUAUGGGUCGGGGAGGGCCGUACUUUGGACCGAGUGUUCAGGGCUUGGGUGGUGGCGACAGAGGUGACGGCGCAGGGGUGGGCGGAGACUGGGGACGCCUCGGGAAUGCGUCUCCGGCCGCAGGUGAUGGUGUCCUUCGCAGUGGAGUGGGACGAGACAGUCGAGGCUACUUUGACGGAGCGAUGCCGAGAAGAGGGCGCCAGAGCCGUGAUUCCUUUGCAGUGGUUGGAGAGCUACCAGGUGGCCGAAACAGAGCUGUGGACGGUGACGGAGGUGAAAGAUGGCGCAAAGAGCGAAAGCGGCGCGAUAGCUUCGGAUCAAGAUUGACGUCUGCAUUUAGGAAAAUGUCUUCUUCGAAGCAAGUCACUUUUGCCGUGUAA